AUGGCUCCUAACGAAGCCGCUAACGUCACCACCCCGUCCGAGCCGGAGAGCGUGGGCGGCAGUGAGAUGAGCAGCGAAGACACGGCUGCCGCCAGGCCGCUCCUCUCGUCGUCCUCCCCCUCCCCCUCCCCCUCCGCGGCUUCCGCAGCCCCGGUGCUGGAGAGCAUAGAGGAGCUGGACCGGAGGUACGCGCCGUACGCGCGGCGGGACGCGUACGGGCCGAUGGGGCUCGGCCCCGUGAGCGCGGCGGAGGCGGCGCGGCUGGCGUUUGCCGCGGUCGUGCUGGUCCCGCUCCGCGUCGUGGCAGGCGUGCUCGUACUCGUGGUCUACUACCUCGUGUGCCGCGUGUGCACGCUGCGGGUGGAGGAGGAGCGGGAGGGCGGCGAAGGGGAGGGGUACGCGCGGCUGGACGGGUGGAGGCGGGCGGGGGUUGUGCGGUGCGGCCGCGCACUCGCUCGCGCCAUGUUGUUCGUCUUCGGAUUCUACUGGAUCCGAGAGUACGACUGCCGCUUCCCCAAUGCAGAGGAUGACGAUGUGGACCAGUCUAAAGAAAUCCUAAGGCCUGGGGCAAUUGUGUCUAAUCAUGUAUCUUAUGUGGAUAUUCUUUAUCACAUGUCAGCCUCUUUUCCUAGUUUUGUUGCAAAGAGAUCAGUGGCCAGAUUGCCUCUAGUUGGUCUCAUAAGCAAAUGUCUUGGAUGCAUUUUUGUUCAGCGGGAGUCGAAAACAUCAGAUUUCAAAGGUGUUUCAGGUGCUGUAACCGAAAGAAUCCAGCGUGCUCAUCAACAGAAAAAUGCACCAACGAUGUUACUCUUCCCUGAGGGCACAACUACAAAUGGGGAUUAUCUCCUUCCAUUCAAAACAGGUGCUUUUCUUGCAAAGGCACCAGUUCAACCAGUCAUUUUGAGAUAUCCUUACAAAAGAUUUAAUCCAGCAUGGGAGUCCAUGUCAGGGGCACGUCAUGUAUUUCUGCUCCUCUGUCAAUUUGUAAAUUAUCUAGAGGUGGUCCACUUACCUGUUUACUAUCCUUCUGAGCAAGAAAAGGAUGAUCCUAAGCUCUAUGCAAAUAAUGUACGGAAAUUGAUGGCAGUGGAGGGAAACUUGAUUCUUUCAGACCUUGGGCUGGCGGAGAAGCGAGUGUACCAUGCUGCACUGAAUGGUAAUAGUCUACCUCGUGCUUUACAUCAGAAAGAUGAUUGA
Molecule: messenger RNA, 1197 nt
Organism: Miscanthus lutarioriparius
Lineage: Eukaryota; Viridiplantae; Streptophyta; Magnoliopsida; Poales; Poaceae
Source: the annotation of a GenBank genome assembly